CGAGUUCGGAGGUCAUUCUUCCGGAAGCACAUGAGGAAAACAGAGGCAUCCACAUGGGGAGCACUUGAUGUUGACUGAGUGUAGAAACAUCAAAUAUAAGAUUAUUCUACAUGUUAGUCAACAGGAGGCAUAAAUCUACAGUUUUCUGUGUGAGGUUUGGUUUAUCUGACGCUGUAAAACAUGGAGGACCUGAGCGUUAUAAAGCUAACGGAGACUGAAGAAGAAGAAGAACCGGUUAAGAAGAAGAAAAAGCAGCAGGAGCAGAUCCAAACACUGACGUAUGACUCUGAAGAUGAGGAGCAAAAGCGACAGAAACACGUGAAGACGUUGGCGGUGUUGGGUGAAAAGGACAGCUCGGUGAAGCUGCUGGAGGAGCUGGUGUUCGGGGCAGAGGACGAGCUAUUGGAGAGGCUAGUGGAGGUACAGCCCCUCACCAAACCUCGUCUAUAAAUCUGACAAUUUGGUGUUUCUCCGGAUUGGAGUCCCUUUAACUGUACAUGACAGCAUGUUGUGGCUUUCACUCACAUUUGAAUGAAUUCCGGAUAUUUCGGCGUUGUUGUUUAUCUACCAGCACCACAUUAAGAAGUAACAUGUAAUGUUUCUGGUAGCCAUAUUGGUUCUGGAGGUUCUGGUAACAUAUUGUGAUAAACUCUUCACCAUAGCACCCAGCCCUAACUCUAGGGAAUUGUUGUCAUUAUGUUCAAGUAAAUUUUAUGCCAGACUUUCUUGUCAUCUUUAUCAGUAAAUUCUGCUGAACAUAAUGCAGUAUUCCACCCAGACCACUGUGCAGCCAUUGCUACCAAACCUCAUUGAUAAUUUUGCCAAUUUUACUGUAUGUCUUGCUUGCAUUUAGCUUUUUGAUUUUAUUCAGAUAAAUUACUGAUUUAAAGCUUGUAAAAUCUUGUUUUCACUUAGGACUGCUCCCAACUGGAGACUCCAUUUAAAAAACAGCUAAUUAUACAGUAUUUUAUUUAUGCUAUUUCUUUAUGAGCAAAAGAUGUUUUCCAAACAAAACAUGAUAUUUUUCAAGACUUUUAGAAUUUUCUUUAGACAACGUCUUGCAGGCAUUAAUCCCAUCCACCUCUGUUUAUUCUAAUUAAAAACCUGAAAGUCGCUGCCCUUUCAGCUUACAUUCAGAGUGACCUUAGAUGUGUUUACCUUUCUCUCCCUCUGACACCACUUCCUGUGUUUGAGCAGGAGGAUGAGGAGCAAAAGGAGACGCUGUUGGUGGAGAUCAGAGACGAAGAAUCAGACCAAUCAGAGGCUGAGGAUGACGCACAUCUGCAGACGAGGAAGACAGCUCCAGCCUGGGUGGACGAGGACGAUGAGCUGGAGGAAGAGUGAGUGAUGAGGGGUCCUCUUCUUCUUCACUCAGUUUCAGGCAGGCUCGUUUAGCAGCAGGUCUCUUUUACUACAGAGCCAUGCUGUUGUAAUGUUGUUGCUGUUGUAAACCAUAAACCAGUAAAUCAGUGCUGUUUUAAUCUUCAUUUUAAACACCAUCCUGACUCUUAAUGAUUUGUUGUUGUAGUUCUUCAGGUGAGUCAGAUCUCAGGUGUGUCAUGUGACUGUGUUUGUGUUAUAGAGUGGACAUGAAGCAUCGUUUCCGUAAACACCUGAUCAGAGGAGAGGCAGAGUCGACAAUGUCCAAACAGAAACUACAGCAGAGGAUGAGAGAGCAGUGAGUACACAGUUACACACACACACACACCUGUGCCUGUACCUGUGUGUUGAUCAGGUGUGUUUCAGGUUCCAGAAGUCAAUGGGAGGAGCGCCAUCGUGGGCCGAGAGCAAAGAGAAGAAGAAGAAGAAAGGUAGGAGGACGUUGUGAUGUUUCAUGUUGUUUUUUUUGUUUAAUGGUUAAAAUGAUAAAUGAUGUUAAAAUCAGACUUUGGUGCAUGUGUUAAUCAAGAUGAAGAAGAUGAGGAUGAGGAUGAAGAAGAUGAUGAACUGCUGAGGAGGACGGGGAACUUUGUGGCGUCUUCAGACAGUCUGCCCACCGGCAAUAUCAGGGUACGUCGCCCCGCUGAGGUCAAACACUCACAGAGGAUGGACACACAGUCGACAAUUUAGGGCCUGAUUGUCUACCCUCAGUGAUGGGGGGUGUGGCCUGUUUGAGGCCUCUCCUCUGUUCAGCAUCAUCAGUGCUGUCAGAGGGAACAAAAGGAAAAACUUAACUUUAUUUUUGAUUCAUAAAAAAUUUGUAAAAAUUAGAACAAACUGCCUCUUUUGUGGUCGAAGUUUGUUUGAAAUGUUUGGCUGCUUUCUGCUCCUAUUGAUCAUGUGACCCUGCCAUCCAAUCAAACUCUCUGUCUCUACCUCCUGUCUCAGAUGAAAAAAUGUCUCCACGCGAACAGCACCCGUCCGUCAGAGGACAGACUGACCACCGUCCAAUUCCACCCCUCCGCUCAGGUUGUCAUGACAGCCGGCCUCGACCAAUCACUGUCCCUCUUCCAGGUACACUCAGCUCAUCAGCCGAUCAGAUCUUCAUACAGGUGAGGUAGAGUCAGGUAGACACCGUCUAAAUGUGUGUGGUUGUGUCUCUACCCCUGCAGGUGGACGGGAAGACAAAUCCGAAGAUCCAGAGCAUCCACCUGGAGCGUUUCCCGGUGCACCGCGCAGCGUUCACUCCCGAUGGAGAGACAGUGAUCGCCACCAGUCUGAAAAACAAAAUGUUCUACGUGUACGACAUGAUGGAGGGAAAAGUCACUCCUGUGCACGCGGUCAGAGGUGAGCAGGGACACGCUCAGGUGUCACUCAGGUGUCACAGCUCUCCCCUGUUCAGGGGUUCAUGGUUGUUGAACGUUCUGUUGGGGAGAAACAGACGGUGUGUUUUUGUGUGUCAGGUCUGAACGAAUCCAGAGUGAAGGAGUUCUCUGUUUGUCCUGAGGGGGGCGCUCUGCUGCUCUCUGGAACCCGUGGAUACCUGCAUCUCCUCACAUUAAAGGUCUCUCUUCUUUAAUUUUUUCUGCUUCAUCUUCAAUUUUCACACCUUUCUCCACCCCCUCCUCUCCUUUGCCUUUCUGUGUCCUCCUCUUCAGUCUUUGCUUUCCCUCUUCUUCUCCUCUUCUUUCCCUCCUUAUUUCCUCUUUUUCUAACCUUUUUGCUCAUGUUACUUCCUCUUCUUUUGCCUCUUUUGUUUUUUCUCCUCUAGUUUUUUUCUUCAUCUUAAAACACAUUUUGAUCAAAAGUACCAGAAAUGUUUAUUUUUUAGCUCUUUUUUAGUAACUUCUAUUCAAUGAGCUAAAAGUUUGUGCUGUUGCUUGAAAUCCCAUAAAUAUCACACAAAUUAGGCAAAUGACAAAAAGGGAACUAGUCGAGGAUAGUUGUUUGGUAAAAGAAGAAGUCACUGAAGUCAGUGUGAUCUGUCCCUCACAGCUACUGGUAUUUUGUAUGCAAAUAAAGCACCUGUUCUUACUGUGAGGUGGUUUCAGGAUUUGUCCCAGAGAGUUCCUGGACCUGGUGUAACCCCUGACAGAGACUCUUCUGGAGUGGAUCAGAUUCCUCUAGAACUUAAUCUAAACCUUAGUUCUUGCUGUCAAAAUGCAGAGUUCUUUAAAAUGUUGUUAGUCCCUGUUGAAAGGUCGUUCUAGUGUAAAACAUUUUAACCCGCCUCCUUCCUUCCUAUAUGGUGACUUCAACCAAUUUUUUAUUAACACAAUUUUUUUUACAUUUUUUUUGUAACACGAUUGUACGAAAUGAAAUAGAUAUGAAGGGACAGAACAGAGAAAAAAAACUAGAAAAUAAAAUUUAUAAAAUCACUCAAAGAAUCAUUUUUAAUGAUCUUUUGAAUCUGCUAAAAAAUGUUUCCUAAAAAUAUUUGUCUGUGUGUGUGUGUGUGUGUGUGUGUGUGUGUGUGUGUGUGUGUGUGUGUGUGUGUGUGUGUGUGUGUGUGUGUGUGUGUGUGUGUGUGUGUGUAUAUGUGUGUAUGUGUGUGUGUGUCAGACUAAGGAGGUGGUCCGCAGUAUGAAGAUAAACGGCAAUGUAAGCGGUGUAGCUUUCUCUCGUGACGGCAGCAAAGUCUUUGCCAACUCAGGUGAGAGACCGCUCAGUGGGUGACAUCACAGAUCGACCACCUGUCACAUGAUUAACCUCAGAGUGUGUGUGUGUGUUUGUGUGUGUGUGUGUUUGUGCAGAGGAAGGGGAGGUGUUUGUGUGGGACAUGCGCAGCAGUCGGUGUCUAAACAGGUUCAUGGAUGAUGGCUGUGUCAGGGGGACAUCCAUCGCCACGUCACCAAACGGACGCUACCUCGCCUGCGGGUAAGACAUGCCCAUACGCUGUCCUGUUCUCUGAUUGGCUGACAGCCUGUUAGAGUUAUUCCCCUCUGUGUUGCAGCUCUCAGUCAGGCGUGGUCAACGUUUACUCCCAGGAGGCGUGUCUUAAUUCUCCCAAUCCCAAACCUCUUAAGGCCAUCAUGAACCUGCUGACCUCAGCGACCUCUCUGACCUUUAACCCCACCUCGGAGAUCCUCGCCAUUGCCUCUCAAGCUGAAGACGAGGCUGUACGGCUGGUAAGAUGAAGAUGAUUUUUUUAUUAAACCUGGUAAAAAAAACAAAAGCUCAGAUCAGGAUCUCUCUCACAGGUGACCUAAGCAGCACUCGUGAGAAUAAAUAUCACAUCAUGGAGAGAAAGUUUAGAGAUGAUCAGAAACAUUUGAUUAAAGAAGAGAAAACGAGUUUUCAGAUGAAGUUUAACUGAGAUUUUAAAGCACUUCAUCCGUCUUCUGAGAAGCUUAAUGAAGAUCCAGAGUUCCUUUUCCAGCAGGACGUGAUACCCACCCACAACGCCAAAACUCUAGAGCCACAUCUGUUUUGUCCCUUCAGGUCCACCUGCCCAGCCUGACCGUCUUCUCAAACUUCCCUGUCCAAAAGAAGAAGACCGUCUAUCGAGCCAGCUGCCUUGACUUCUCUCCACACAGCGGCUUCUUCUCAUUGGCUAACAACAAAGGAUUUGCCCCUCUCUACAGGUGAGACAACAAAUCAGCCCCUCUGAGCCCUGUAGACCCCUGGAGUGAUCCUCAGUAAUAAACAUAAACAUUUGACUGAAAAUUUUCUGUUUGUGUUCAGGUUGCUGCAUUAUAAAGACUUCUGAGGAGGAUCUCAACUCAACUGAAGGACAAGUCCCCACUUAUUCUCCCCUGUAAAUCCUGUCAAGUUUUAUUACAGCCUAUUAUUUCCUCACUAAUUAAAAUACCCAGAAUUUUAAGCCUCUGAAAGUUUAUUUUUAUUAAACAAGAUCGUCAAGUUUUAGAAUUGAAGGGGAGACCCUGUCAGAUGAUAGGAUUCAUGAUCGUCAGGCUAAAAUGUUAAAAAUCUCAAUGGGGUUUGGUGGAGAUAACAAGGACAUGGACAUUCUGAUGAACAGUCAAAUUCAAACUGUUAAAUGAUCUUAUAAACUGUUGUGUGAACAGUUAUUUGUAAUAGUUAUGAUGUGAUUGUAUGAAAAACAUAAACUACUUUUUUAAUUUGACUUGAAGCCCCAAGGCUGGCCACCCCGGUCAAUAACAUCUGGUUCUGCUGCUUGUUUACAUGUUUAUACUUCUCUCCUGUAAGGGUCUCUGAAAGCGUUGUUGACAAUGACAUUAACAAAAGUCCCGCUCCCUUUUGAUUCUGAUUGAUUAGCAAUAAAAUGAAAGCAUUCUACGGUGUCUUCAAAUGAGGUCGUGUUUACCUUAUUUACGAGAAGAGACCAUAAAAAAUGUAAGUUGAAAGCUUCAAGUUUCAGAUUAAUACAAUGCUUUAUGUAACUGAUAAGGUCUGUAUUCAGGAGCUCAGUUCGCUAACAUUAUUUAAAAUAACAGCUUGAACAAAUGUAAUUUGAUUAACGCACAGGAAAAAACGAAGCUAUAGCAAGUUGUAAUCUAAAUUGAUAUCUGUCGUUUUGUUUGUUGUUCCUCCACAUGUUGUUUCAGCAUGUAGUCAUGAUCAUUUUGUAGUAUUUUCACAUACAAAGCACACGGGACAAUGAUUGAUCCUUUGGUGUUUCUGUUACCCAUUGUUUUCCACCUAAACGCAACUCCAACGCAAACUCCUUCAUCUACACGGCUUUGCUACUUUUAGUUUGAAUUUACCGCAGAACCUUGAAAUCUAACCUCCAUUUCAGAAACCUGUUAAAAUCUCACGGGCGAAUGUUUCUCUUUUGGCCAUUACGGACUCCUGUACAGUGAAGGAGGAGUAUUUUUAAUACUUACAUAACAAAAACCAAAGUCAAAAAAACAGGACACAAAGCAGCCAAUCAUACAUUAGAGAAGGUAACAGCCAAACAGGAUUCACCAGCGCACACCUGACCCACAUACCCACACCUUUACCUCUGCACACACACGCCCCGUGCUGCAGGAAUGUCCUCAGUCCUGUCUGUGCUGAGAGUUUGUCCUCAAUUGUCAACACCAGAAACACUCAUCUGUGUCUGUCUCUAACCAGGCAUUAGUUUAACAGUAACUGAGCUCUGAUUUAUUUAAAUGAUGUCAAUGAGAGAGGCCGCACACAUUCGGCAGGUACAAUAAAACC
Xyrichtys novacula (pearly razorfish) is the source of this 6504-nucleotide messenger RNA. Lineage: Eukaryota; Metazoa; Chordata; Actinopteri; Labriformes; Labridae. The record is from the annotation of a GenBank genome assembly.